AUGACAGAAAAUAUUCUUGACAAUCCAACGUCUACUUAUCGAAAUGAAUCAAAAACAAAUAAUCAUAAACAAAAUCAAAAUCGGUCAGUAUUGGCCAAUAUUGAAUUAUUAUCUAAUAGUAAUAAUAACAAUAACAACAAUACUGUUUUAUCAACCGAAACAACAUCAAAUGAUACGGCCACGUUUUUAGAAAAUAUGAGCUCUCCAGAAACAUUGAAAUUAAUUUCUGGUUUGCUUCAAAAUAAAAAACAUUUAUUAAAACGAAUAUUGGACAAAGAGGAUAAUGAUUUUACCACAAAACGAUCAAGAAAUAAUGAAAAUGAAGAAAUAACAUUACCAUUUUUCGACAUGCAUUUAAGUGGAUCACUUUCAUCAACACCUGCUCGAACGGAAUCGAACACUAUCAUCGUUAUCGAUGAAUUAUUAAUUAAAGACAAUUGGUUUGCAACAAAAACAGGGAAUUGUAAUAUGAAUCUUCUACCAGGAUUUUUGAAGGCAUUUCCGAAAAAUAAUCCACAAGAUCAACUUGAUUUUGCUCGUUUAUUAGCAAAAUAUAAAAUACAUUAUAAUGACUAUGAAGAAUCAUUUAAGAAAAAUAAGAUCGAUACUUUUCCUCGUACACUUACUGCUGCUGAUGUCAAACACAAAACAUGGUUAUUUUCAUAUGUGUUAGCUGAUUAUGUUGAAAAAAAUAAUUUUCUUCACGAACGAAUAGUACUUGAUCCAUCGGCAAUCAUUCAAGAAAAUAAUACUUCACCUAUGAAUAUGAAACGUAAUCGAAAAUCAAAACAACGUUAUUCACCAUAG
Rotaria sp. Silwood2 is the source of this 807-nucleotide messenger RNA. The record is from the annotation of a GenBank genome assembly. Lineage: Eukaryota; Metazoa; Rotifera; Eurotatoria; Philodinida; Philodinidae.